Molecule: messenger RNA, 1548 nt
Organism: Naegleria fowleri
Lineage: Eukaryota; Heterolobosea; Eutetramitea; Acrasida; Naegleriidae
Exons: 1
Coding region: 1-1548 (515 amino acids)
Molecular function (GO): zinc ion binding
Source: RefSeq, a predicted model, not a curated record
AUGAUUCAUUCCUCUCCACCCUUUACGCGCUCUCAAUUAGAUGAUACUGCGAGCUCGGAAAGUAGAGAGGAGUCAUUACCUCCUCCACCCGUGUUGGUUAAGGAACCUGCUCAUUAUCAUACAGCGAUGACGCCUGUUGGAACUAAUCAGGAUGAUCAUCCUUCGGCGAUGAGUGGACGUCAUCCACAGGGACUAAAGUAUGAUAUGAGCUCGGACAUGACCAUAUAUCAACAGGUGCCAAGAUCAUCCUUCAAAACUCAACAACAAGGGAUAAAUAUGAUGAAUAAUAGUCCCUCUCAUUAUUCUAGAAAUAGUUACUACACCCUCCUCGGAGGAGGAGUUAAUGCAUCCAACUCUCAAAAUUGUAUAAACACUGAACCUUUGUCAAAGCAACCAACAUCAAACGUUAAUACUUCAGUUCGAGGACUGCACCUUAAUUCGAGUAAUGUUGUAUUGAAUAAGAAGGAAGAUAUUCUUGACGCCCAAAAAACUUCAAUUCUUGAAAAACCUUAUAUUGGAGCACAUUCAACGCUAUUUCCUUCUCCUUCAAAACAUAAUCACAAGUUGGAUCCACCUAUAGAGCUACAUAAUCCAUCCAAUUCAUCAUUUUUAAACUCCUCUCCUUCAAAGCAAUAUUCAUUACUUUCAUCCUCUGGACCUGUAAGUCCAAUCGCAAAAGAUUCAAGAUUGUCUGCCAGUAAUCAAAAUUUUGUAGUGACAAAGGCUGGAACAAGUUCACAUGGAUUUUCUCACAAUGCCUAUAAUUCCGCUUUCAGCCCAACAAAAAGAACCUUCCAUAAAACCACCUUAAGUAGCAUUUCCACACCAUCUAGUUCUUAUUUAAGGUCUGCAGCAGAAAAAGGAACUCCUUUGUGCCCUAUCCACGAAUUACCUGUGGACAUUUUAUGCACAGAUUGCUCGGAACUGAUUUGCGCCAAAUGUUCCAGAACGCCACUCCACAACAUUCAUUCAUGUAAGUCCAUCGAUGAAUUGGAUAGAGAAAAAGAAUGCAGAGACGUCCGUGCAAGUGUUGAGGUGCUUGACUCAAGAAUUAAUGAUUUGGAAAUUAAAUCUGGCUCGUCACACGAUAUUGAAGUGAUUCAUCAACUUCAUUCAGAUGCAGUUGAUGAAAUAAGGAAAUCUUUUGAGCGAGCACGAGAAUUUCUGUUUGAACAGGAGCAGGAUCUAAUUUCAUCGCUCAAUUUAAUCAUUCAGUCGAGGAUCCAACUCAACACUGAUAUUAUGGCGACAAAGCAAAAGAUCAUUCAAGCCUCUGCCAAGUUGUAUCCAAACGAUGAAAUGACGAAUUAUGACAUUGCUCAAAACAAGUACCAGCUAAUCAAUUCCAUUAAGGACAAGGUCGAGUUUUUGGAAAUUAAAUUGAAAUUCAACGGUUCAUGCCUUGACCAAGAUGUCCAAGAAAUUAAGGAAAAAGGACAAAAAUUAAUGUCUCACAUGGACGACCUUUCGAAACAUUAUGAUUUACCAUCAUACUCUUUCUAUCCCUUCCUUGCUAAGGUUGGAGGAAAGCAAUCUUCAAUGGAGUAA